Messenger RNA from Lactuca sativa (garden lettuce), 672 nucleotides. NCBI's taxonomy places the organism in Eukaryota, Viridiplantae, Streptophyta, Magnoliopsida, Asterales, Asteraceae. The record is from RefSeq and is a predicted model, not a curated record.
AUGGACUUAGGAUAUAACCGAAUAUUUCUUGAAAAUUUGAGGGUUUUUAUGGCAUUAGCCCAAUCACCACCACCCGCCACCAUUACUCCCCACCCACCACUCGACACCACCAAUAAUCACCAACCACCACCACCACCUCCCACCCACCCACCACUCAUCAUCAACACCUCGCUCAACAACCCAUCACCACCACCACUACUCACCGCUCACCAAAACCACCACCACCGUCACCCACCAAAACCACCACCCGCUACCAUCCAACACCACCGCCCACAAAAAUCACCACCUAACACAAUCACCACCACCCGCCUCCACCACUACCUACCACUAUCCACCACCACCAACACACAUCACCACCACUUGUCGCCGCCACCCCCACCCACCACCCACCAAAACCACAAUCCCAUUACUACCACCAUCACUGUCACCCACAUCCACCACCCACCACCACUACCCAUCAUCACCACAUGCUUCCUCUACCCAUCACAACCACCAUCCACCAAAACCACCACCAACCACCAUCACCUCGCACCACCCACCACCACUACCCAUCAUCACCACCUGACGAGUCAUAAACAUAAACUCAACCCAACCCAUAUAAUAUAUGGGUUAACGGGUUGGCGAGUCACGUGUUGGUGGGUUGGAUACCUCAACCCAACCCAACCCAUAUAA